CUUUUCAUCUUUGUUAUAAAAACAAGUACGCUUUUUUCAAUAUGGGUAAAGACUGGCUGCAUUGGAUUGUCGGCGGCGGAGGCGGCGGCGGCGGUGGAAGGUCCUCCGCCAGGAGAAGAAGAAGAACCGCGUCUGGAGAAAUGGAAGAGGCCGCCGCAACUUCAGCCGGCUGCAUGUGUGCUGUUUUCCAUCUUUUUGAUAUGCACCAUUUUCAUCGGUUCCCUCUGAAUCACCAGACCUCCGCCGCCGGUUUCCGCCCAACCAUUAAUCCCUCCCUCCAUGAAGAAGCCACCACUUCUAAAGUUGCAGGAGCAGAGGCACCAAGAAACAGUUUGGAGGUGGAGGAGGCGGAGCCAAUCGCCGCCAUUAAUGCUGCUUCUUCUUCAAAGCCAUUACCCAUUAAAGAAGAAGCAAAUUUAAAUUUCCCUAUUGGAAUUCAAAUAAUCAAGACUCCAAGGGUAUCGAUUUCCGGUCCAAAAUCAAGAAGAGAUGAAUUUUCAUCAGAAAGCAGCUGCAAUUCACCAGGAAUCAAAACACCAACCCUAGUAGCUAGGCUUAUGGGCCUUGAUUUACUCCCAUCACAAUCCAACUCUCCUUCGAAACCGACCCCGAAAACAAAACAGAGUUCAAACAGAGCCUUUCUCGAUCACGAUUUCGGCGCUGAUAUCCGUUCUUUACCGGAAACUCCAAGGGUGUCAUCCGCCCGAAGAUCCGAUGUAGAUUACCACCACCACCACCACCACCACAGGCUAUCUCUCCAAAUAAACAGAGACAAUACGAGCGAAGAAGAAUACUUCGCUGAGAAAACAACAGCGGCCGCUCGUAGAGGAAGACGAGUGACGCAAGACGAGAAUGUAAUGAGCCCGGGGCAUUACGCUAAGCAGGUUGUGAAGCACGUUAGAGAAAAGGUGAGCAGACGAGUUGUUGGUGCAGACAUUACCAACACAACCGGCAGAAACGGAAGGGACGACGAAAACCUUAUCCCCAAAAAAAGUCCGAGGUUUUCGUCUCGAUUUGAAGGUGAAACUGAAAUCGUGACCGCUGAUCAUGUUAGGGAUUCUAAUUCGCCAAGGCUGAAAUUCUCGGACACUAACAACAACAAAUCGAACAACAAAAGCCCGAGAUCAGUUCCGUCGUCUUCUGAUACUAAUCAUAAUCAUAAUAACAAGCAGCAGCAUAAGGAAAACGAGAAUGCUGUUGUUAUUGUUAGCGGCGGAAAAUGUAGUUCUUCGUCGUCGUCGUCCCGUGUGAAGAAAAUGAUGCCCCGUCAAGCUUCUGAUCAUACAAUCAAAAACAAGAAAGACGAGGUGUUUGUUCAUUCGACAACUGCAAUGAAUAAAUCGAAGAAAGCUUCGUUUUUAUCGAGUGAAGUUCUGCAUAUAAGCAGCCCUACACUUGUGCAAAUCAAGAGAGAUCCUUCUCCACCUCCAACUAAAUUACCCCUUAAACAGGUGAAAUUGCAGAAACAGGUAUUAUCAGAUGCUCCUUCAUCGGAAAAGAGCACACAGUUAUCUAGUAAACCGAGCCAUUCGUACAACCAGCCAGAUAAUAUAAUAUUUUCUCGACUCACCGAAAACGUACGACACAUACCAGAUUGCGCCACCCCUCUCCGCGGCGGCGCUGUGACGGAGUACAGAGAUUACAUCCAUAUAAUCCUCCAACGCGCUGGCAUCAUCAACAAUCCGUUAAAUUUACCCAAAUGGUGCACCCCUUCACACCCAAUUGACCCCUCGAUCUUCCACCACGUCGAAUUAUUCCACCCUACCACGACCGUCACCGGCGGAAAUUCAAUUUUAAGCCACCGGUGCAACAGGAAGCUGAUUUUUCAGUUGGUGAACGAGCUUUUAGGGGAAAUUACCAGGCCCCGCUUCGUUAUCCGGCCGUCGAUUUCUCAGAUCUGCGAAGAUUCCCAAUUUCGGUUGGUUGACGAAUUGUGCAAGCGAAUCGAUGAUUUUCCGGCGGCGAAUUGUCUGGUUCUAGAAGAUAUUGAUUCAUUAAUCGAUAGAGAUUUGCGUCAGCCCCAAUUAAAUUGGCGUGUUGAGGAAGAGGAGAAGGAGAGCAUAGUGUGUGAAAUUGAAGGUGAAAUCAUGGAGUGGUUAGUGCGUGAGACGGUGGUGGCGAUGGGGUGGCGGCGGCGGAGCCAACCGAACCGAGAGUGACGGAUGCCACGUGGAGGGCAACGUUCACGUGGUGAGAUGCCAUUUGUCGGUCUAAUGGAUCUUACGUGGAGGAGGAGGCCUACUAGAUAUAUAAUAAUAAUAAUAUAUAUUUAUAUUGACAAAUUCGGCUAUAUAUAUAUAUAUAUAUAUAUUUUUUUUUUUCUAUCUAUUUUAACAUUUUCUUUUUUUUCUCUUAGAUUUGAUGUAAUUAACUCACUGUAAAUAAUAGGCGAGUUGAGGUCAUGACGUCAUGUAUCUGUUUCUGCUUUUGUAAGUUUUUCUUUUUACAGUACCUUUAGAUUUCAAUUUCAGAAUAUUGAAUCUCAAUAUUAAUAUUUACAUAA
Molecule: messenger RNA, 2503 nt
Organism: Erythranthe guttata (spotted monkey flower)
Lineage: Eukaryota; Viridiplantae; Streptophyta; Magnoliopsida; Lamiales; Phrymaceae
Source: RefSeq, a predicted model, not a curated record